AUGGCUCAAAGUCUCAACAUUACGCCAACGCCUUCUGGCCCGGGUUCAACACCGGUGUCUUUAAAAGCAUUACAGCGCAUCGUGACGUGUAUCGAGGACAACCACCUUCAACCCAAAAGCUUUAUCAAAGCUUGGUUAUCAUCCAGCGAUCCGGAAAUUGUGAAGUCUCGAAGCAGGUGGGCUACGGGUGUUGGUAUUGAGUCGACUGGCAGAUUACUUAGUGUCAUCGGAGACAUCCUUGUGAAGAACAAGGGAGGUCGGGAGUUUUGGGAGGAGUGGGUUUUAUCUCAGGCGAUUAUUUUAGCCAAGAACCAACAGCCACCGUCUGGUAGCGUUCCCAACGGUUUCUACAUCAAUACCUCAAAGGUGACACCUUCGAUGUUUGAUAUGGCCGUUGUACACGAACGAGACAAUAUCCUUGAGAGUUCGAUGCCUUUCUUAUACAAUCUAAUUCAAUCAGUAUUUACUCAUAAUCUAGAGGCACAAGUGCAAGCAGCAGAUCUACGAAAAUCAAAGCAUAAAACUUCUAAUCCAUCUUUGAAGUCCAAUUCUUCUAGCCAAUCGAAAAAAACUCAUCAUGCUAUUGAUCAAGAUCUCAAUCAUUUAGGCUCAGAUGAUGAAUCCUUAGAAAACUCCGACGUUAGACCACUGGUGGAUCAAGAUGUUCGUGACAUGGAAGCUUCAACCUUGGCCGAUGAUAACAAAUAUGUACAUAGCUGGGACGGCUCUGUUUUGAAAAAAUUGGGUGAUCAAGCACAAAACAUCAAGAAUUGA
This is a messenger RNA of Melampsora larici-populina 98AG31, 774 nucleotides long. RefSeq lists its product as uncharacterized. The record is from RefSeq and is a predicted model, not a curated record. The transcript is spliced from 2 exons. Lineage: Eukaryota; Fungi; Basidiomycota; Pucciniomycetes; Pucciniales; Melampsoraceae. The coding region runs from base 1 to 774 and encodes 257 amino acids.